Molecule: messenger RNA, 765 nt
Organism: Debaryomyces fabryi
Lineage: Eukaryota; Fungi; Ascomycota; Pichiomycetes; Serinales; Debaryomycetaceae
Product: SDR family NAD(P)-dependent oxidoreductase
Exons: 1
Coding region: 1-765 (254 amino acids)
Molecular function (GO): oxidoreductase activity, acting on the CH-OH group of donors, NAD or NADP as acceptor
Source: RefSeq, a predicted model, not a curated record
AUGGCUAGCUUAUUAGAUGGCAAGACAGUAGCUAUAACCGGUGGAGUGACAGGAAUUGGUCGUGCUAUUGCGAUUGAAAUGGCAAAAAAUGGAGCCAAUGUUGUUGUUAAUCAUCUACCAAGUCAAACAGAGCUUGUCAAAUCCUUAAGAGAGGAAAUUGGUGAAGAUAAAUUUUUAGGAGUAGUUGGAGAUAUAUCAAAACCAGAAAACUGUGAAAAUUUGAUUAUCAAAGCAGUUGAGAAAUUUCAUGAAGUCAGUGUUUUUGUUUCAAACGCUGGUAUAUGUGAAUUCAAGGAAUUUACGGAAAUUGAACCUGAAUUGUAUUACAAAACGAUUGACAUAAAUCUUAAUGGAGCCUUUUUCGCAAUCCAGGCAGCUGCUAAACAAAUGAAGAGGCAAGGAAAGGGAGGCAGUAUUAUUGGAAUCAGUAGUAUUUCAGCUUUAGUUGGAGGCGCAUACCAAGCACAUUAUACUCCAACGAAAGCGGGCAUAUUGUCUAUUAUUCAAUCUACUGCUUGUGCAUUAGGACCAUAUGGUAUAAGAUGUAAUGCUCUUUUACCUGGAACCAUCAAAACAGCAUUAAAUGAUGAAGAUCUAAGCAAUGAAGAAAAGAAGAAAUAUAUGGAAAAACGUAUCCCCUUGGCAAGACUAGGUCAACCUGAAGAUUUGGCAGGACCUGCAGUCUUCUUAGCAAGUGACCUUUCAAAGUAUGUUAAUGGGGCACAAUUAUUAGUUGAUGGGGGCUUAUUUGUAAAUCUACAAUAA